Pyrenophora tritici-repentis Pt-1C-BFP is the source of this 1623-nucleotide messenger RNA. RefSeq names its product Pneumo-att-G multi-domain protein. NCBI's taxonomy places the organism in Eukaryota, Fungi, Ascomycota, Dothideomycetes, Pleosporales, Pleosporaceae. The record is from RefSeq and is a predicted model, not a curated record.
AUGAACGUCGAAAAGGACGUGGCAGCAGUAGCUGUGCCGGAGGACCCUGCUGACAUGCAGGAGACAGGUAGUGAAUACACUACUUUGUCCGAUGGCGAUCAAACUGGACCAGAGUAUAGCGGCAAAGACGACUCCGACGACAAGAAAAAGAAAGACAAGAAGCACACCAGCACAUACAGCAUCAAGAUCGGCCGCGCAUUCACGCGCCUAGUCCUCCUCACCACGUGCCUCUCUUUCAUCGCCAUACGCCUCCUGUACUUCAACAAACAGCUCUCCAUAGCCGCCGGACACAACAUGGAACUCUACAACGCCACGACCGACAUGUCCCACGCCCACAUCUCUGAGGCGUCAGUAAAGUCCCUCUUUGACACCCAACUAGACACCAUCGACUCUCUGCCCUUAUCCCGCCGCUUCAUGGAACCCCAUGAACGAUGCCUCGUCCGCAGUCUGUACGUUGCCAACGCCUCCCUCUCCUCGGGCCCUGGCUUCCAAUACCCGAAUAUCCGCGACCGCGUUACCGAGUGGGCGGAUGAGCACUGCGGUAGACAAGUCUUCAGCCCGCUGAUUGUUGCCAAGGCGUCUACGGCGAAGCAGCGACUGGAGCAGCAUUGGGUGAACUUUGCGUACCGGUCUAGGUAUUUGGCUGAGAGAGUGCCAUCUUUCUUCAGGGAAUUUAAGCAGGAGAUGUUCCAGGCUUACGUCCGUUAUAUCAUCGGCGAUCUGCACCGGCAUGAUGUUGAUGUUGCGAAGCUUAAGGAACGCAUUGUCGCCGACACCACUGUUCCAGCAAAGGUCCUUCCAGAUGUUCCCUUUGGCUUCGCAUUUGUCUGUGAAGACGGGAGACCUUGUCGUCUAACAUAUCCCAACGGAACCGACCAGGCUACCUCUGAGGCAAAUUCAACAUCGAACAUUACCAUCGCCCUCUUCAACCAUCUCACCACGCGCCAAACCAAACUCUUUACAAUCAUCAACGACCCCAAAGAACUUCCCCGGAUCACUACAGCCCUCAUCAACCUAAUCUACCGCACCCAGAUCGCCCUCCUCAUCCUCAUAAUGGUGCUCCCCACCUUCGCCGACCGCACAUUCCUUGAAACCUUUGCCUCCAACAAGUCCGAAGUCUGCAUCCUGAUAGCCAUGCUGGCGUUCCAAUGCCUCAUCUUCAUCAUCGCGCCCGGCUUCUGCAUCAAAGGGCCACUACUGUUUCGUGCAGCUCUUGCGGCUGAGCUCGUACUUCUGGUCGGUAUCAUGACGUACCUGUAUAUUGAUGAGAUGUAUGAGGAGACUCAGUUGGUUGUUGAGCCUUUGCAUAUUGCCUUGGGUGGUGAGGUUGGCGACAUUUACGCUGGCACCGACGCGGACGCUGACGCCCAAACUGUGGGCAAGAAGAUGAUUCGUAGAGUGGCGGUGUAUGAGAUAUCUUCAAAGUGGUCGGAAGAAUACGAGAAACAAUUUGUGAUCGAUAUGUACAACCGUGUGCACUACGGAACUGAGACGGAUACCUUUACGGAGAGCGAGUCCGAGUCCGAGGAGGAGUAUAUGAUUGAUAGUGAUACUGUUGAUUUGGCGGGUGGCUUGACGACACUGGAGGUCAGGGAGGUGGAGGGCGGAUGGGCUGUUCUCUAG